This is a messenger RNA of Polyodon spathula (Mississippi paddlefish), 4274 nucleotides long. Its product is annotated as 6-phosphofructo-2-kinase/fructose-2,6-bisphosphatase 3-like. Gene Ontology annotation, molecular function: 6-phosphofructo-2-kinase activity; ATP binding; fructose-2,6-bisphosphate 2-phosphatase activity. Gene Ontology annotation, biological process: fructose metabolic process; fructose 2,6-bisphosphate metabolic process. The transcript is spliced from 15 exons. The coding region runs from base 422 to 1990 and encodes 522 amino acids. Gene Ontology annotation, cellular component: cytosol. The record is from RefSeq and is a predicted model, not a curated record. Lineage: Eukaryota; Metazoa; Chordata; Actinopteri; Acipenseriformes; Polyodontidae.
GUACAAUUGAUAUUAGUGGGUAUGUGGUUGCGCCGUACCUUUUGUUGGAUAAUAAUAAGGGACUAAGUUAAAACAAUAAAUAAAUAAACACUUUUGUCUCGCCAGGCAGCAUUUGCCAAAGGGGGGUUUAUAAUACCACGACUUGAGUCACGUACGUCACGCGAGGGACGUUACUUUGCCGGCUUGUCUCCUUUAAAUACAGGAGCACACGUUGGAGAUUGAAAUGCCGGUAUCUUUCAGGGACUGGUAAUUUAUUAAUCGAUUAACAAGAGAUCUUCACACUGUUGCAAAAUGUUACAUAUGCGUUGUGAUUAGUAACUCUUGGUUUUACAAAAGCUUUUUCGAGACGAGUCUUAUAUAACUGUAACUUUUAACAGUUUCUUUAAAAAAACAAAACAAACAAAAAAAAAAGCAAUCAACGAUGCCCACGGAGUUUACACGAAAUCAAAUCCAAAAAAUCUGGAUUCCUUCAAGGGAUGAUAAAGCCGCUAUACCUCGCAGUCCUGAUGGCCCUCUCCUGACAAACUCACCCACUGUGAUAGUCAUGGUCGGGCUACCUGCUCGUGGAAAGACCUAUAUUGCAAAGAAACUGACACGCUACCUCAACUGGACUGGAGUCCCUACUAAAGUGUUCAAUGUCGGGGAAUAUCGUAGAGAAGCAGUCAACUAUAAUUCGUAUGACUUCUUCAGACCAGAUAAUCAAGAUGCAAUGAAAAUAAGAAAGCAAUGUGCCUUAGCUGCUUUGAGAGAUGUCAAAUCCUACCUUUCUGAGGAAGGUGGCCAGCUUGCUGUCUUUGAUGCUACCAACACAACAAGGGAGAGGAGAGACAUGAUCCUUAACUUUGGCAAAGACAAUGGAUUCAAGGUGUUUUUUAUUGAGUCUGUCUGUGAAGAUCCAAGUGUUGUUAAGACAAAUAUUAUGGAAGUCAAGGUGUCUUGUCCAGAUUACAAAGACUGCAACAGAACAGACGCCAUGGACGAUUUCCUCAAGAGAAUAGAAUGUUACAGGGCUUCAUACCAAGCUCUGGAACCAGAUCACUAUGACAAGGACCUUUCUUUCAUUAAAGUGAUCGAUGUUGGUCGCAGGUUUUUGGUGAACCGUAUCCAGGAUUAUAUCCAGAGUAAAAUUGUUUACUACUUGAUGAACAUGCAUGUCCAGCCUCGCACCAUCUAUCUGUGUCGCCAUGGGGAAAGUGAGCACAACCUCCGGGGCCAGCUUGGGGGGGACUCUGGGCUGUCUCCCAGGGGGAAGAAGUUUGCAAGGGCUUUGUCUGGAUACCUUGAGGAGCAGAACCAGAAGCAUCUCAAGGUGUGGACAAGCCAGCUAAAGAGGACCAUCGAAACUGCAGAGACGCUGGGCAUUCCUUAUGAACAAUGGAAAGCACUUAACGAGAUUGAUGCUGGGGUGUGCGAGGAAUUGAAUUAUGAAGAAGUUAAGGAGAUGUACCCCGAGGAAUUUGCUUUACGUGAUCAGGACAAAUACCAUUACCGCUAUCCAACUGGGGAGUCCUAUCAGGACCUGGUCCAGCGCUUGGAGCCGGUCAUCAUGGAGCUGGAGAGACAGGAGAAUGUUGUUGUUGUGUGUCACCAGGCUGUCAUGAGGUGUCUCCUGGCUUACUUCCUAGACAAGAGUGCAGAUGAGAUGCCCUACCUUAGGUGUCCUCUACAUACAGUACUGAAACUGAUUCCUGUUGCAUAUGGCUGCAAAGUUGAAUCCAUUUAUUUGAAUGUCAAAGCAGUAAACACCCACAGGGACAGACCGGAGGAUGUAAAAAAGGGACCUAGCACUUUAAUGAGGCGCAAUAGUGUUACCCCGCUGGCAAGCCCUGAGCCUACCAAAAAGCCAAAAAUGAACAUCCUAGAUGAACAUGUAGUAUCGACUUCAUCUGCUCUGCCUGUGCGCAUCGCCUCUGACAUCCCCACUUCUCUAACGGGACAAAACGUGAAAAGACCUUCAGACCUACCCGAGAUGACGCAGGCUUACCACUGAACCCCCUGCUUGUAAUUCCACCUUUGUUUUGGACAUUGCUUAGUGCUGUACCCUACGAGUGCACAGGACUUUUCUUUGUUGCAAUGUCUGAUCAUCAUCAUUGUAAAUAAGGAAAAUCUCAUUGUAGAGAUCUUUCUGGAUAUUUGUAAAUGGUGUAUGUAAUGGAAGUGAAUGAUACAUGGUAAACCAAGCUAAAAUGCAUGGUAGGCUGUUCAAAAAAUGCUAUUUAAGGCUAUUUCUCAUGACCCAAAAUGUCCAGUAUAUACAACCUUACGAAUAGAAGAAUGCUAACUUUGCUCUAGGCAAAUGAGUCCUUUUUAAAAUGUAAGCACAGUGCUUGAUGAAAAUUAGUAUUCUGAAAGCCUGUUAGAAGCUGGCUAUUUUAACAAUUGUUUUAAAAGGACCACCAUUGUGAAUAUGCCUCAUGUUUACGGCAAACCUAAACUCCACCCAAUCUAAACCUAAACUCUACCCAAUCUAAUUGAUUGCACUUUAAAAAUGAAAGCAGAUAUUUUUAAAAUUGCACCAUAUUGCCGAAGUCUUGGUGAAUCCAUACAAGAGUAUUUUCCAGUAAUGAUUUCUUUUCACCAUUCUAAAUGGUUCUGUACUUGAUGUGUCUGACUUCUAGGGUUCUGUUUUGUCAAUGCUUUAACUAGUGUGUUUUUAAUUAUACCAUUAAGAGACAUUUACAGUCAGAACCAGCACAAUACAUUUUAAAUACCUUGAACUCCACCACAGUUUCUUACCAGUUCUGUAACAAUGGGGUGCUAGAUUCCUUUUUGUGUGAGAUAAGAUUGUUCUAGCCAAUUGAGGCUAUCUCCGUACAAAUCUAUUUACGUAGACAACACAUUCACUUUGUCAAAAGACAGCUGUCACCUUUUACAGCAUAGAAUGUAAAGUUGUCUGGAUCCCAGUCAGUUUGGGAAUUGACUGGACUGACCCAGUAUCUCUUGAGGUUUUUGCAGGCUUUUGCUAUCUUUACACUCAUGUCAAUGGUUUGUUGUGUGGUGUGAUUUAUUUUAUUUUUUUUGUGUGGUACUAACCUGUCACUAAAAAAGGGCCUGCUUAUUGUAAAGGAUGACUCUAAUGGGUAAGUGCAAUUUUUAGUCAAUGUGUUCAUUUUAAUCUUUACUGUUUUUAGUUAUUUGGUUUUCUUCUCCCUAUUAAUUUGUAUUGUUUUUUGUGAACUAGGAGUUCUUUAAUUUGUUAUUUGUUAAAGAAGAGUUAUUCAAUGCAAGUCACCAAACUUUUGUCAGUAGGGCCCUUUGUGGUUUAAAGGGGCUGAAAAAUAAAUGUUUAAUUGGAAAUAUUUUUAUUGGAUUGUAUGAUGCUCUCAAUGUAUGAUUAGUCUAUUGUGAACAUGCAAAAUCUGGAUGAACAACCAGGAUCUUUUUAUCUUUUUGAAAUUACAGAAUUGAAUAUUACUUUGUCCUUUAGAGAUGCUGUAGAACCACAGUGCCUAUAGCUUCUGUUACAGUAAACAUUGCUUUGUAAAUGAAGUAGCACCAAUCAAGGGCUUCAGCCAGAACUUUAGCCCGUAUCUAAUUGUUGAAUAUUGUAAUUGGCAGUCUGCUGUUGUAAUGUAAUUGUCUGUUCUCCUAUAUAUUGUCUUCUGUUUCCUUUAUCUUUGAUACAGAACUGAAAAUAUCUGUAUUGUUUUUAAAUUGGCCUAAACACUUAAGUAUAUACUGUUAAAGUUGCAAAUACAUUUGCCUUUUUAAAGAGAUUGUCCCUUAAAAAGAGAAAUGGUGCAUGCCAGGUUUGAUUAAAUGACAGCAUAUUUUAUUUGACCAUUUUAAAAAUACUUUUUAAUUUUUUUUUUAAAUGACUAGUUUUAAAAAGUAUGUUUCUGUUUGGGACUAGGCAUUGUGAUUUCUAAUUAUUUGCAUUUAAAAAAAAAAAGUUUUAAUUGCAGAAGUGUAGAUUUAUCUUUGUUAAAGCUGUACUCAACAAGCUGAAAAGUCAUAGCUUACAGUGAAAUGAUAUAUUCACUAGGGACACUUCUGUGCCCAUUUGAUCUGUUUGGUUUGUCUCUAUUUGAAGUAAAUAUAUCAAUUUCCUUUGAAUUGAUAUUUAAAUUCCAAGCAAUUACUGGUGUCAAGAUAUGCUACCUCUAAAUAGCAAGGAAUAUAACAUUGUCUUGUCCUCAAGUUAUUGGACAAAAGUCUUUUUCCUGUGUCUGCUUGUGACAGACACAGAAUGAUUCUUAGUGAUAAAUCUCCCUCCUGACCUGUGGGGGUGAGGUGUAAAGGAAACAGAGUGCCCUGGACUGGAUGCCCAGACA